This is a messenger RNA of Neohortaea acidophila, 1086 nucleotides long. RefSeq lists its product as uncharacterized. Bases 1 to 1086 code for a protein of 361 amino acids. The record is from RefSeq and is a predicted model, not a curated record. The transcript has 2 exons. Lineage: Eukaryota; Fungi; Ascomycota; Dothideomycetes; Mycosphaerellales; Teratosphaeriaceae.
AUGGCCACCAAAGCACGCAGCUCCCCAGCCGCGGUGUCGGUGAGUCUCAACGACCUCGAGAAUGGCAAUGUCUCGCUGCAGCAGCUCGAGGAAGCGUUCGGCCCGGAAUCACUGGGCAUCAUCAUCGUCAGCGACCUUCCGCCAGCCUUUGUGGAACUCCGGAGAAGUCUCUUGAGUUAUGCCUCGUAUCUUGCCAAUCUCCCCGCACAUGAGCUGUCAAAGGUCGAGUUGCCAGCGACGAGGUACAAUGUAGGCUGGUCGUGCGGCAAGGAGACGCUCGCGAAUGGCCGAUACGAUACCGACAAGGGCUCCUACUAUGUCCAGCCCAUCCACGAUGCCGCACUGGAAGACAAGGCGAAGCGGUUGUAUCCCAAUGUCCCAGAAUUUACCACACCAAACGUCUGGCCGGAUGAGAGUGUCUUGCCCGGAUUCGAAGAAACGUUUGAGACGCUCUGCCGUCUGAUCGUCGAUGUUGCUGCCGUUGUCGCUCGGAACUGUGACAGGUACGGCGUGGCGAAAUUGCAAGACUAUCAAGACGGGACUUUGGAGAAGAUUGUGCGAGGAAGUGCGUGCACGAAAGCGAGGCUCCUGCAUUACUUUCCAUCGAAACCGAAAGAUGAGCCCAAAGACGGCCGGCCUGACUCCGCCAUGGCUAUUGACGACGACUGGUGUGCAACACAUCGGGAUCUGGGCGCGCUUACGGGCCUCACGAGCAAUAUGUUUGUAGACGAGGCAGCGCAUCCUCCUCAUCCCCACGCGGACGGCACUCUUCCUCUCUUGCCAGAGCUGGACAACCACCCCGAUCCCAAGACAGGCCUCUGGAUCAAAGACCGCUCAGGACAGACGACGCAAGUGAACAUUCCGCGAGACUGUCUGGCCUUUCAGACGGGCGAGGCGCUGGAGAUUCUCACUCGGGGCAAGUUCAAGGCGGUGCCUCAUUUUGUACGAGGGUCACGGCAUCCGAAGGCGGGGUCGAUUGCACGCAAUACGCUGGCCGUGUUCACGCAGCCGAACUUGUGGGAGAUGGUGGAUGAGACGAGGGAUUUUGCGGCCCUGGGACAAUUUGUCAUGGAUAAGACGUACUGA